ACGGCGGCGAGCGGCGGGCGGCGCUCUCCGGGAGGAUACCUCUGCUCCGGCUGCGCGGUGGCGGGGGACCGGCUCGCGCUGUAGGGAGGGGAUAGGUAGCGGAGCCGGGAGGGGGGACAUGGACACGAUGCGGGGGGCACUGGAGCGGGCGAAAAUGCUGGUGGGCAUGGAGGUCGACGAGGAGUCGGCGCUGCCGCCGCCCGAUGAGCAGUCCUUCUUCGACGACGUCACUCGCCACUGCGCCCUCACCACCACCGAGAGGCUCUAUGGCUUCGCUAUAUGCUUGGCUGCCGGAUUGACGUGCACCUUCUUGUCGAUGCUAGUUUUCUUCAAUCCUGUGAAAUUCGGGGUAACAUUCACCCUUGGAAAUUUGAUGGCACUUGGAAGUACAGCGUUUCUUAUAGGUCCCAAAAGGCAAUUCGAUAUGAUGCUUGAUUCUGUGCGGAUAUAUGCAACUGCUGUAUACAUUGCAAGCAUCAUAAUUGCUCUAUUCUGCGCUCUCUUUGUUCACAGCAAGCUGCUGACUCUGCUUGCCAUUAUCUUGGAAUUCGGUGCUCUUGUAUGGUACAGUCUAAGCUAUAUACCCUUUGCACGCUCAGUUGUUUCGAAGGUGAUGACAUCUUGCUUCGACACUGAAUUCUAAUGACCAUCCUGAUCGACUUGUCAUAGCUGGAUGAAUGCAUACAUAUCUGUAAUAUACUGUGUAUUUCGGUGAGCGAAGGGGGAGUCACCUCAGUACAUCAUCUCCUCCAAUUAGUUUGUGCAGUCAUUCUGAUGUUGUGAAGACAGUCAAACAUUUACCCUAAGUUUGUUUGGGUUCUCCUCCUAGGUUGCUCCUGGAUUUUUCUGCUACUCAACUUCUUCCAGAUUUUGAAUUUGGAGCAUAUUGAUGACUACUCUUAGUUUUUUUGUGUUACGAUCUUAGUCACAAGUCAUAACCCGUUAGUUGUAUGUUCGAUAUGCCUGACUUAUGAUGCAUCCACGCUUUAUAUAUAUUUUUUAAAAGUACGU
Messenger RNA from Oryza brachyantha (malo sina), 1011 nucleotides. RefSeq names its product vesicle transport protein SFT2B. Gene Ontology annotation, biological process: vesicle-mediated transport. The coding region runs from base 119 to 643 and encodes 174 amino acids. The transcript has 6 exons. Gene Ontology annotation, cellular component: membrane. NCBI's taxonomy places the organism in Eukaryota, Viridiplantae, Streptophyta, Magnoliopsida, Poales, Poaceae. The record is from RefSeq and is a predicted model, not a curated record.